This is a messenger RNA of Rhipicephalus sanguineus (brown dog tick), 1491 nucleotides long. RefSeq names its product dynein heavy chain, cytoplasmic. NCBI's taxonomy places the organism in Eukaryota, Metazoa, Arthropoda, Arachnida, Ixodida, Ixodidae. Bases 401 to 1057 code for a protein of 218 amino acids. Gene Ontology annotation, cellular component: dynein complex. The record is from RefSeq and is a predicted model, not a curated record. The transcript has 7 exons. Gene Ontology annotation, biological process: microtubule-based movement. Gene Ontology annotation, molecular function: dynein light intermediate chain binding; minus-end-directed microtubule motor activity; dynein intermediate chain binding.
UCAGGCGGGACCAAUUCUUGCACUGGGUAGAGUCGCUGACCGCAGCGGCAAACACCAUCAUGGCUCGGACUGCCGAACAAUGCAGAGAAGGUGUUGCUCACUAACAGAGGGAGCGACCUGAUAGCAAAGCUGCUCAAGAUGCAGCUGCUGGAGGACGACGACGAGCCGCCUACGUGGCGGCCGAAGAGGGCGAGAGGGCCGUGCCGGGCGACGGCCGACCUGCCUGGAUGGCCACCCUGCAGCAGUCGGGGCUCCACCUGGCUGCGGCUUGCUCCCGCCCAGCCUCCAGAGCCUGCGCCGCACCAAGGACAACAUCGCGACCCGCUCUAACCGAUGCCUCGAGCGGGAGGUCAACGUGGGCUCUAAGCUGCUCAAGGUAGUCCGCUCCGACCUGGAAGACAUGGUCCGCAUUUGCCGAGGCGAGCGACGCCAGACCAACUACCAUAGGACCAUGAUCGCCGAUCUGGCCAAGGGCAUGCUGCCCGCCCACUGGAAGAAGUACACGGUCUCUCCCGGUUGCACUGUCAUCCAGUGGGUGACGGACUUCUCGGACCGCAUCAAGCAGCUGCAGAGGGUCUCCCAGGCCUGCACCUCUGGAGGGGCUGCCGCUCUCAAGUCCCUGCACAUCUGGCUGGGCGGCAUGUUCAACCCGGAGGCCUACAUCACGGCCACUCGCCAGUACGUGGCUCAGGCCAAUGGCUGGUCCCUGGAAGAACUCUCGCUCGAGGUGCGGGUGUCUGAUGCGGACGAGAAGCCCGGCCCCGUGGACGAGUACAGCUUUGCCCUGGCCGGCCUGAAGCUCCAGGGUGCCAAGUGUGUCCAGAGCCGGCUCAGCCUGACAUCGACCAUCUUCACCGAACUGCCCUUGACCACCAUUCGUUGGGUCAAGUACCGGGAGGACGACGCCGGACAAGCCAUGGUAACACUUCCGGUGUAUCUCAACUCCAGCCGCACAGAGCUCCUCUUCACUGUCGACCUUCCCGCAGCCGACCCCCGGGAGUCGCACAGUUUCUACGAGCGGGGCGUUGCUCUGCUCUGCUCGACCACACUCGGCUGAUGAAUUCGCCACAACCUCAACUCAACGACCGUUUAUGCCCUAUUGGGUGCAGUGCCAGAUCGUAUGAUACCUAGCUAAACUCCGCACAGCUCCAAAGCCGGCCGCAGCUCUGCUGCAUUCUCGCAUUCUGCGACGGCUUAGCCUUGUCCUGUCCCGAUACUUUUCGAGGUGUGGUAGCUUUUUAUAUCUAGCUUUUUUUUUUGAUUGGUGCCUCUUUGAAGGCGAAAGAGAGUUUUACGUGGCCUCGUUUUUGGAGGUGCACUCGGCAGUUGCGGCUGCUCUCGACGGUUGGGACUGGUCUCUCCUCGGCAGCUUGUUUUUAUUUUUACCAUAACUAUUUUUGUUGUGGGUGUUUCUCGCCUAACGCACCGAUGUCAUUGAAGAGGACUUUGUUGUCUCGCUUUCUGGUGAAGUAAAAGCAUUUUAUCAUAAAA